AUGUCGCGCCGUCUUGUUCGCCAGGGGAGAUCAGGAGCAGAUCUCAACAUCCGCUACCAAGUCACAGUCAGCCAGCUCAGCACGUCAGAGAAGCCCACGUCAGCAUCCCUCCACGUGGCAGCCGCCACAGCCAAUGGCCUAUCCAUCCUCAACCUCAACUCGUCCACGUGGAUCCCUGCUGGCACUGCUGACAAGGCGUGGGGCAACGUGGGAAAACUUUUUGGACGGGGGAAGGGGAAGGGAAAGGGGAAGGGGAAGGCUUCCUCUCUCACUCGGUUGUGUCUUCCACCCCCUUCCCUCUCCCAUCCCCUUCCCAACAACGCCCUCUCAAUCACAUUCUCUGUGGCUCUCUUCUCAGAUAUACCCUCUCGUCCCCCUUCCACCUCUUGUUCACCCUCCCUCCUUCCCCUUGACAUGUCAGCUAGAUGCCCUCGUCCUUCUACAUGCUCGUCACCACACCCGCAUUCCCCAAAGGGGCUCUCAGAGCCCAGCUCAGAGCGAGAUUCUCACAUUUCACUUCCCUCUCUCCGCUUUCCCGUCCUCUCCAUUCCCCCCUCUCCCCCUCCUGGCCAGAUGCCUUCCUCCUUCUACGUGCUCGUCACCACGCCCGCCUUCCCCAAGGGGGCCCUCUAA
This is a messenger RNA of Closterium sp. Naga37s-1, 633 nucleotides long. The record is from the annotation of a GenBank genome assembly. Lineage: Eukaryota; Viridiplantae; Streptophyta; Zygnematophyceae; Desmidiales; Closteriaceae.